This is a messenger RNA of Ooceraea biroi (clonal raider ant), 308 nucleotides long. RefSeq names its product dolichyl-diphosphooligosaccharide--protein glycosyltransferase subunit 4. The record is from RefSeq and is a predicted model, not a curated record. NCBI's taxonomy places the organism in Eukaryota, Metazoa, Arthropoda, Insecta, Hymenoptera, Formicidae.
AUGAUCACGGACGUACAAUUGGCCGUAUUCUGCAACAUUUUGGGAGUUGCGCUAUUUUUCUUGGUGUUUCUCUUUCACUAUAUAAACGCCAAUUAUUCGAAAUAAGGAAUUGCCGAAAGUUUAGCCCGAUGUAACCUAUAUCGUUGAAUCUGGUUUUCAUUUCCGUCAAGUUGGCCCCUGUCCAGUGAUCAUGUCAUCUCUGGAAAAUAUCGCCUUGAUGCGUAUCGUACAAUACGCUACAUGAAAAUUAUGCAAUCUUUUCGUCAUGUUAUAAAGUUCUCGAAAAAUAAACUUUGCAUUUUGUUUUA